AGCUCUCCUUGUUCUAGAGGUCCCAGCAUAGUCAUGGAUCAACCCUCGUCGGCUAAAACAGCUCAAAAUGAGGCAGACACCAAUAAUUUGGAUGUAUUAUCUCACCCCAACUCACCAAUGCCACAUCACAGGCCAGGCCAUAGUGAAGAACACCACCGCGGGUCCUACCAGGAUCACGUACUUCACGGCCACCAAACUGAGCACCACCACGGCCACCGUGCAGGGCACCACCACCAUGGCAAGCACCACCAUUCUGCACACUAUGGUCAUCAUGGACAUCAGCGCUCCGGGGAGAACCUUCACAGGAGCUCCCAAGUCUUUGGCCCACACAGGCCUCACAGUGUGGCCAGACCCUCCUUUGUCUCGGCCCAUUCUCACGGAGCAGCCCUCCAGCCUAGCAUGGCACAUGUGCAGCACUCAGGCUUCAGCUUGAGUCCUUCCCACAGCAUUGGGCACUUGUAUGCCUCCCAGGUGUCCAGCAAAUUCUUUCCUCAGGACUCCUCCUCUACUGCAUCCUUGAGAACCUGGGAAGAAGAAGAUGAGCAAUUUCAUAAGCAUAAAACCACCAGAGCUCAGCGGGCCCACAAGAAGCGGCACACCAUGGACCUCUUCUACAAGCUGUGGGAAAAAUUAGGCUACUUCUUUCAGCACCUCCGGGGAAUGAUUAGGAACCUAACUGAAUCUCUACCCUUUGAAGGCUUCAUUUUCUUCAUUGUCAGCCUCAACACUGUCAUGCUUGUGGCUCAGACCUUCGCCGAAGUCGAGUCCCUGCGUGAGUGGUUCUUCAUGGCCUUGGACUCCAUUUUCCUCUGCAUCUACGUAAUAGAAGCCGUGCUCAAGAUCAUUGCUCUAGGCCUCAAUUAUUUUUCUGACUCCUGGAACAUUUUGGACUUCUUCAUCAUGAUCACGGCUGUGCUGGACUUCAUGCUCUUGCAGUUCAACUACUUCUCCUUCAUCUACCACCAAAGUGUCUUCCGGAUCUUCAAGGUCUUCAAGAGCCUGCGGGCCCUGAGGGCCUUCCGGGUCCUGCGAAAGUUCAGCUUCCUGCCCAGCCUCCAGGGACUGACGGGGAUUCUGGCCCAGUCCUUGCCUUCCAUCGGGGCCAUCCUCAUCCUCAUGUUUACCUGCCUCUUCCUCUUCUCUGUGGUGCUCCGGGCUCUGUUCCAUCAAUCUGACCCCAAGCGCUUCCAGAACAUCUUCACCACCAUCUUCACCCUCUUCACCAUGCUCACCCUGGAUGACUGGUCCCUCAUCUACCUGGACAACCGGGCCCAGGGCGCCUGGUACAUCAUCCCUAUUCUCAUGAUUUACAUCAUUAUCCAAUACUUCAUCUUCCUCAACCUGGUGAUUGCCGUCCUGGUGGAUAACUUCCAGAUGGCUCUGCUCAGAGGCGUGGAGAAAGAAAAGCAGGAGAAGGCCGACCAGAUCCAGGAGAAGCUGCUGGAUUACUCACUGAUAGACCUCAGCAAACCAGAGCCUGAAAAGAUAGUGAGUGAAGACACCAAACAGAAGCAGCACUUUGAACAGAAAUUUGAGACAUUAAGUGAGAAGCAGCAGGAGCUCCUGUUGCACUUCCUGCAACUGGUGGCCGGGGUGGAGCAUCAUCAACAGAAAUUCCGCUCCCAGGCCUCCGUCCUGGAUGAGGUUGUGGACGCGGCGUUUGAGGUUGGGGACGAGGACUUCAGGAAGUGACCCCUGGAUGGAGAGAGAUGUGGGAUACAGCCUUCAGUGUCUGGCAAGCUGCCCACUGGGGUGGGUCAGGACAAGUUCCCACAUCUGCUGGAAUGGUUGUUAGGCCCGCAGGGCUGGGUCCUAACAGAGUUUUAAAACCCCAA
Molecule: messenger RNA, 1835 nt
Organism: Suricata suricatta (meerkat)
Lineage: Eukaryota; Metazoa; Chordata; Mammalia; Carnivora; Herpestidae
Gene: CATSPER1
Product: cation channel sperm associated 1
Exons: 13
Coding region: 34-1692 (552 amino acids)
Biological process (GO): spermatogenesis; transmembrane transport; regulation of cilium beat frequency involved in ciliary motility
Cellular component (GO): membrane; CatSper complex
Molecular function (GO): calcium-activated cation channel activity; voltage-gated calcium channel activity
Source: RefSeq, a predicted model, not a curated record